UGCUGGGAUCUCUCUCUCAUUCGGUGCUCGUGUUUUUCUCCUCCCUCUUUCCCCCAUUGCGACGGUGAAUAAAAAAAGGGAUCUCUAUCCCUCAGCCAUACACACGUUAACCCUUGUAUCGAGUGCGCGGAAAUUCACGUAUCGUAUUUCACCGUUGAGGCAUCUACGAUAAGUUCCUUACAUUUCCUUAUUUAUUAUUUUUACCCCUCGGAGCUCUCGUUUAUGUGCGAUAAGAAGGUGGAAUAAACGAUUUGAGGAAGACGUUAGGGAGUGAAUAUACACCGGGAGAAUUUUAUUGAAUUACAACGAGAGGAAAUUGUAGAGUCGUGUCAGUUUACAACGAUAUUUGAGUUCAUUUCACUUCCACUUCUAUUUUCACGGAUGGAAGUUAAAAAGGACGUGAGUGGUGCUGCACGGGGAUGAGUGAAUGAUUGCCACGAUUUUUACGAUUAAAAUGCGAUGACAGGAGAGUUGGCGGGCGCAAUGAUUCGCCACAACCCGGAAGUUAAUAUUUCAAUAACUCGGAAAAACUAAUUAAAGAGGGGAAACCGUUGAGGGCUGGACAUAUCAUGUGUAACACGACAACAACAGUGAAAAUAAUCGCUGCCACAUUGGCACUGUACUGGUGUUUCUCCAGCUGCACGUCGGAGGAGCAGAUUAAGAAUGCUUCCGCUCAAUGCGCUAUUCCACUUGGUAUGGAGGAGGGGAAAAUACCGGAUGAUGCUAUUUCAGCAUCGUCCAGUUAUGAAACUAAAUCUGUCGGACCACAGAAUGCUAGAAUACGACAGGAGAAAAAUGGUGGUGCUUGGUGUCCAAAGGCCCAAAUCAGCUCUGGAAUUCGGGAAUACCUCGAGAUAGAUUUAACAAGAGAUCACCUGAUCACCUGGACCGAGACCCAGGGUAGAUUCGGUAAUGGUCAGGGUCAGGAGUACGCUGAAACAUUCUACCUGGAGUACUUCCGAGAAUCGAAAUGGCAUUCUUACACGACACUAGCCGGUGAAUCCAUCCUCCGAGGCAACACCAACACGUACCUGGUUGAAAGACAGAAGCUCGAGCUGCCAUUUGUGGCUAGCAGGGUGAGAUUCGUACCCUGGAGCCAGCACCCCAGAACAGUGUGCAUGAGGGUGGAGAUUUAUGGUUGUGUCUGGGAACAGCGAGUGAGAAUGUACAAAGCAUCGAGACCAGCGACUUCUGGUCCCGGAGGUACAAACGUAGAUGACAAUUCGUACGAUGGAAAAUUAGACAUUAAUGGGGACUAUCUGAUCAAUGGAAUAGGACAAUUAGUGGAUGGAAGCCUCGGGGAGGAACCCCACAGCUCCUCAACUCUGGCCCACUGGGUCGGCUGGACCAAUCUCCAUCCAAUAACAAUCAUCUUCGAAUUCACUGAAAUUCGACAAUUUGAAAAUUGCACUAUUUAUGCGGCGAAUUCACCAGUGCGCGGCAUCGAAGUGCCAAAAUUCAUUCGCAUAUCGUUCUCGGUGGAUGGCGAUGUAUAUGAAAGCCCGACGAUCGAUAUGCAUGUCGAGGAGAGAUCCGUUUAUUCACCCGGAAUCAUUCCAGUAUCUGUGCCACUGCGCUCGAGGAUAUCAAAGUUCGUUAAAUUAGAGAUGGAACCCCGCUCAAAGUGGCUUCUACUCAGUGAAGUCACAUUCACCAGCAUUUCAGGAUUGGAAUCGAAUACCAGCCAAGAGACGCAGGACGAAUCACUCCAGUCUGAGAAUUACGAUCGUAAAAACGAUUCACUCAUUUACGAUGGUAAUUACCAGCAGAGUCCCGACUUGAAUUACACGGAUCCGGAGAUAAAUGCUAAUAUAACGCCAGAUGCAUUUCCGGUGAGUCCACAGUGGUCUCAGACGUACAUCGGUUUGGUGAGUGGUGCACUGACUGUGGUUGCUCUGCUGCUGACGUGCAUGGUACUCCUGAUGAAGCUCCGAGGACGUAAUAAGGUAGCACUACUGCAAAAACACACGGCGUUAUUAUGUGGUACAUCAGCUCCAGGUAUAACAAUAAAUGUCAAGGAUAUUAAGCUGCCAACGCCGAUAGUGGUCAACGGGAGUCAAUCGAGUCGUUUAGCUGGAUUUGCCGGGAGUCUCAAGGGUACCAUCGGCCGAUCUGGAUCUGUAUCGAGUUAUGAUGCAGCUGUCAAUCGUGAUGCUGCUGUCAAUAGUGACAGGGAAGGACACCAGACACCUGGACACCGGGAUGUCAAUGAGUACGAGCACUGCAGUGUUUACGCUGAAAAAACUUACAAGCUACUCUUCCCCGACGAGCGUUUCUCAGCGUGCAAGACGGAUUACGCUGAUGUCACCGAGUUUAACAAUGAAACAGUGGCACUGCAUAUGGAACAGGAGAAGGAUCAACAUGCUGAGAGAACACCCCAGACACCCUACACUCAUAAAUCGAAAUAUUCGCAUGGGCAUUCCUCGAAGAGCAAGGUUUAUGAGGGAUAUUAUGCUGCCACUGAUAUUCUCACGAUAAAGAGACGAGAGCAGCACACUGAAUCGAGUUUAUUUACUUCGUAUUUUAUCGAGGAACGUCAUAACGUCGAGGUACAGGAGAUUCAUCACAUAUCGAGGCACAGAUUGAGAAUUUGCGAUAAAAUAGGAGAGGGAAGCUUUGGAUUUGUUCAUUUAUGUGAGGCAAAGGGAAUUCACAGUCUGGAUUCGGGAACAAUGAGGAACAAACAGUUGGUUAUUGUGAGGUCACUGUGGCGAGGAGUUACGGAUUCACUCAAGAAGGAUUUUAUGAGGGAUAUGUGCAUUUUGGCUCAGAUUCGUGAUCCUAAUAUUGCAAGAAUUGUGGCACUUGUGGAAGAAGAGCCGUUUGGUGCGGUAUUUGAAUAUGGUGAGCAUGGAGAUUUACCGUAUUACAUUCGUAAUCAGGAGAAGUCAAACAACGAAGCUCCAUUGAGUUACAGUCGAUUGAUGAAAUUUAUCACUCAAAUUGCCACUGGCAUGAAGUACCUCGAGAGUUUGAACAUUGCUCAUUGUGACUUGGCAGCCAGAAACUGUGUAAUUACCAAGAAUUUAUCGAUCAAAGUGUCGGAUCAUGCUAUGUACAGCAGUAAAUACGACGGGGAAUAUUACGUUAAUGAGUGUUAUGCUAAGAUACCACUGCGAUGGAUGGCAUGGGAGGCUGUAUUACUGGGUAAACGGAGUUGUCAAGCGGACGUAUGGUCUUAUGCAACGACAGUGUGGGAGAUAUUGACGUACUGCGAGGAUCUACCUUACUCAGAAAUGACAUCAGAGCAGGUAUUGGAAAACUGCGGUAAGUGCUAUCAUUCUGGUACAUCAGAAAAGACACGUAUACUGGAGCAACCGUCGUCAUGCCCCCGAGAGCUCUACAGAAUGAUGACAAAGUGUUGGAGCAAGCACGCUGAAUCGAGACCGACAUUCAAGGAUAUUUACAUGUUCCUCAAGAGAAUGAAUCUCGAGUAGAAAUAGUGAAUGGUAGAGGGUCGUUAAAUCAUCGACAUGUGUGCAAGGACCAAAUAAUGAAAACACAAUCAGCUAUGAUGCAUUCUCCUCCGAUCAAUGAUACGAAAUAAAUGGUUACGCCCGAGGAAGUGCUCUGGCCACCUAACUUAUGCUCAACUAGGUUUAUCUUCAAUCUUCUAAGUAUCAUAAUCGUAAUUUUAAUCACAAAUGGAGAUAUAUCAUUAUAAGGUAUAUAAGAGUUUUUAUAAUCGGUGUCAAGCUAAUUCCUUCGAGUUACACGAGAAAAAAUAUGUGCGGAAAAUGGAAAAAAAAAUGACAAUUACCUGCGCUGUAUCUUUGUGCAUUUCCUACUAGAGGCAUCUUAGAAACAGUUGAUAUUAUAGCAUUCAAGAGAAUUAUUUAUAAGAUUGCCAGCAACGACGAAUUAAUGAUUAAGCACUUGCUUUAUUUGACAAAGUGAGAAUGAAUGAGUUGAUCAGGUUGCGUCCACAUAUCGGUAGUUAAUCUUUAUCGCAAUAAGCAAUUGACGCACUUGUGGAAUUUUCAGGAUGGAUAUGUAAUUUUAAGAUGAAAAAAGUUCAUGAUGUAGGAGUUGAAGAGAAUAAGAGAGCUGUAUUUUAAGGCAUUAUGUAUAUGAUAUAGGAGUGGAAAUUUUCCUUGUAAAUUGUUCGAGUACAUAAUCCAUUCAUCACGCUUUUAUCGAUUUCAAUCGAUGAGUUAAAUGGCCAGAAAUGCGAGCCUUGCUCGAUAGUUUUCCCAACCAUAGUUCAACCAAGAAUAAUGUACGUUUGUGUUACCUGAAUAAAACAAUCAGCUGUUGUUGAAUCAACGUGUAAGAGACAAUUGAGGACAUGCUCCACUGAUAAGAAUGAUGCAAUCAGCAGAUUGUGAUAAGAGUGCAUGUAAAACGGUAGAUUAUUUUUUUUUUUCACUCGUAAAAAUUUGACGUGUGACUUCUGCAAGGAUAUAAAUCAAUUAAAAGAAAAUGGUAAUUUUUCGAUAAAAAUGGGGAUGAACUUGAUGUCACAGAAUUAAUAUCGUCAAUUUAGUUUUACGGUAAUAAUGAUAAUUUACCGGAAUGACAAUUAAAUGACAAUCAAUUUUUGGGGGCGAGUUAUAUCGAUAAAAAAUAAAUGGAGAAUUAAAAAAAAAAACAAAUAUCACUCAAUUUUAGCACUUAAAAAAUCUAUUCAAGUGAGGUUGUUUGUUAUCGCAGUAUUUGCUUUGUUAUUACUGAAAAAAAAAACCAUGAAAAAAAUCUGAAAAAAAGUGAAAAACACAUUUAUUUGUAGUCUGUACAUAUUAACGACUCCGGCAGUAUUCAAUGAUGAGUUAAAAUUCACAAAAAAAAGCAUGGAAUGUUUGAAAUGCACCGAAAACCCACCAUAGACCGCAAUUUUCCAAAGUAGUCUAUAGAUUUUAUCAACCUACC
Molecule: messenger RNA, 4869 nt
Organism: Fopius arisanus
Lineage: Eukaryota; Metazoa; Arthropoda; Insecta; Hymenoptera; Braconidae
Product: discoidin domain-containing receptor 2
Exons: 10
Coding region: 570-3437 (955 amino acids)
Biological process (GO): protein phosphorylation; positive regulation of phosphatidylinositol 3-kinase/protein kinase B signal transduction; positive regulation of neuron projection development
Cellular component (GO): signaling receptor complex; plasma membrane
Molecular function (GO): protein tyrosine kinase collagen receptor activity; ATP binding; collagen binding
Source: RefSeq, a predicted model, not a curated record